Molecule: messenger RNA, 1223 nt
Organism: Caenorhabditis elegans
Lineage: Eukaryota; Metazoa; Nematoda; Chromadorea; Rhabditida; Rhabditidae
Gene: K03B4.1
Product: Seryl-tRNA synthetase
Exons: 4
Coding region: 11-1177 (388 amino acids)
Source: RefSeq, marked reviewed
UCCCAGAGAUAUGAUUCCCUACCGCCAACUAGUCAGAAUGUCCCAUCUGGCCGCCCGUUUCGUCGGCGGAGCAGAUGUUCAUGUUGUAGAUCCACUAGUCGACUUGAGGAAUGUCUUCGAGCAAACUGAUCAGCUGAAAAUUGCGUUGGAAUGCAGAAAUCUCACAGUAGACGUGGAAAAAGUGAAAAACGAAUAUGACGAAUGGUUUGAAACCUAUCAGAAAUGGAAGCAAGCCGAUAAAGAAUCGAUUUCCCAGCUGAAAAAAGAACUUCGAGCGAAAAAAGACGGUCUGCUAAAUGCUCUCGCCCUUCCGAAUCUUGUGCAUCACGCCGGGAAGAAGCAAACUCCGCUAUUAAAACCUUCAAAACACGCUCAAUACCUCGCACAGCAGGGAUUAAUGCGAAUUGACAAGCAAAACCACGUGGUUCAUCUCGUCGGCUACCCUGUCGUAGUGCAGAAAAUGAUUCGCGAGCAGCUGGUAGAUCUAUUUCCAGGAUGUCAGCCGAUAUCACCUUCUUAUUUCGCUCGGGCCGCAAUUCUCGAAGCUCUGAAUAUUGAUCAAUCCACGUGUAUCCCGUUUACAGAUGACUCGAGCCAUUUUCCGCUGACCUAUUUGGUUGGAAACUCACUUCCUGCUAUAACUUCUCCAUUCCUAAAGACGUCAUUCGGCGAGAAAAAUGAAUGGCCAAUUAGUGUUCAGUGCACAGGUGCAAGCUAUACGGAAAAGAAAAACCAAGUUGAUCUUGGCAACGCGCGACAGCGGAUGAAGCAUUGUGCGUUGUGGAUGAGCAAAUCAGCCGAAGAGCUUGAAGGAAUCAUAAACGACGCAAAUGUUCGAGUCGGAGCAUAUUUGGACGAGGGGCUUGAUCUAGAAGUCAAAGUUCGAGAAGUUCGUGGUAGCGAGCUGAAAAACUAUGAAUCGCAGGCGUUCGUUGUGGAGAAUCGAGGACUUUCAUUGUCGAGGAUCUCAAGGAUUGGGGAUUAUGUAUCGAAACGGCUCAAUAUUCAAUACUCGGGUAGCCCGGCAACUGAAAAAUCUGAAAAAUCUGAUGGAUUCGUUCAAAUGGUAUACGUCGAGACUGAUAUUGAUCGAAUUCUUGCUCGACUCGUUGACGACCUUAUUGAAGGAAAGGAGCCGCCAAAGUACAUCCGAGAUGCCAUUAAGAAGAGCUUUUGAAUAUCUAGAUUUUUGUAUUUUUUACAUAAAUAAAUAUGUAGAUCAU